AUGUAUGAGUUUCUACUGAGAUUACUUUUGCUUAAUGGCAAUGUAACUGACAUUUCUGAGCAAAAUACCAAUUCAACAAAUUUAUCAAACUCAACAGCAGUACUACCACUAGUACGUACACCUCGAAUUAUUGGUGGCUAUGCAACAGACGCAGUACAUCUACCGUAUUUGAUUAAUAUAUCGAAAUUUGGAGUAUUUACGUGUGGAGGUGCACUGAUAACACAAAAAUGUGUGAUUACUGCUGCACAUUGCACAAAAGAUGCUGUGGCAAGUGACUUUAGUGUACGUGGUGGUAUUACAUAUCUGAGCGAGAAAAGGAACAUCCGAAGAGUUCGACAGUUUUUUGUCUCACCAUUAUACGACAAAAAGGCUUUGGAUUACGAUGUUGCUAUACUUCAAUUAAGUUCACUUCUAGAAGGCAGAGAUAUUGAAACCAUACAAUUGAGUGACAAAAAUAUAACCACAGGAGACGUAGCCAAAGAGCCGCACCGCCAAGCCAUAACGUUAGUUGGCUUGCAGGCUGGCAGGAAGACAAGCAUUAGACAUGCUUUAGCGAAAGGACAUUUGCAGGCACAUCCUUCGAAUGGGGCGUCGCUAAAGGACAACCUGCACACAGAAGAAAAAAUAUAA
Messenger RNA from Teleopsis dalmanni, 630 nucleotides. RefSeq names its product seminase-like. NCBI's taxonomy places the organism in Eukaryota, Metazoa, Arthropoda, Insecta, Diptera, Diopsidae. The transcript has 2 exons. Gene Ontology annotation, biological process: proteolysis. Gene Ontology annotation, molecular function: serine-type endopeptidase activity. Bases 1 to 630 code for a protein of 209 amino acids. The record is from RefSeq and is a predicted model, not a curated record.